AUGAGAGAGAGCGGCCAACGCCAAACAGGCUUUCAGUCUGACCAGCCGGCCGCUGCGGUUCCUGCGGUGUCUGCGCCCUCUCCGUGUAGGUGGAAUGAGGGUGCGGCACAGGACUUUAUUGGAGCGACGGGCGGACCUUUGGAGGAUGCAAUUACAGUCGUUAAAGAUGAACGGUGGAAACGAAUUCGCAGCACAAUCUCUCCCUGCUUCACCAGUGGGAGACUGAAACAGGUUUUUCCCUUCAUUGCUCGCUUCGCAGACCGACUUGUGGCAAAACUCGGGGAAAUGAAUUUGAAUGAGCCCGUAGAGGUUAAAAAAUUUGUGGCACCGUUCAGUUUGGAUGUGGUGACCAGUGCUUCCUUCAGUGUGGAAAUCGACUCGAUAAACAAUCCUGAUGAUCCCGUUAACACUCACAUGCAGAAGAUAAUGAAAAUCAACUUUCGACUUUUUUUGUUACUGAUGGUGUUUCCCUUAGGUCGUUAUCUGCUGAAGCUCUUCAAAAUUGAAAUGCUAUCGAGACCCAGUGUGGACUUUUUCUACAACAUCAUCAAGAAAUUUAAAGACCAACAUCAAACAGAUGAAUCUACUCGAGGAGACUUCCUGCAGGUGAUGAUUCAAAGCGAGAUCCCAGACGCGGACAUAAAAAACGAAGAGGAGCAACCAACUAAAGGUUUGACUGAACAUGAGAUCCUUUCUCAGGCCUUGAUGUUCAUCUUUGCUGGCUACGAGACGACCAGUACAACUCUGUCUUUCAUUUUCUACAAUCUGGCCACGAACCCUGAUGUGAUGCAGACCUUACAGGAAGAGAUCGAUGCUAACCUGCAUGAAGAUACUCCCAUUUCGUACACCGACCUGUAUAAUCUGCAGUACCUGGACCAGGUUAUUUACGAGUCGAUGCGUUUGAUUUCCACCGCACCCCGGCUUGAUAGGGUUUGCAAAAAGACCGUGCAGAUAAAUGGGAUCACCAUCCCCGAGGGAACAUUAGUUGGGGUUCCGGUGCAUUUGUUACACAAGGACCCGCGGUUUUGGAGCUCGCCUGAGCUUUUCAAACCAGAGAGGUUCAGUAAGGAGAACGAGGCAGACCUGAACCCGUACGCCUACAUGCCGUUUGGCCUCGGCCCUCGUAACUGCGUUGGGAUGCGCUACGCGAUGCUCGUCAUGAAGAUGGUCAUCGUGCGCCUCCUGCAGAGUUACACCUUGGAAACCUGCAAAGACACUUCGAUUCCACUGGAGUUUAACUGGAUAUUUCAACCCACCAAGCCCAUAAAACUGAAGUUUGUUCCAAGAAAAUCAUAACAAGAUUACUAUCUUCAAAUAUCAUCUACCUAGUUUCUAUCAAAUAUUCUUUGUUAACGAGUUAACAUUUCUUUAUUGGGGACUGCC
This is a messenger RNA of Nematolebias whitei (Rio pearlfish), 1383 nucleotides long. Its product is annotated as cytochrome P450 3A40-like. The transcript is spliced from 11 exons. The record is from RefSeq and is a predicted model, not a curated record. The coding region runs from base 1 to 1296 and encodes 431 amino acids. Gene Ontology annotation, molecular function: oxidoreductase activity, acting on paired donors, with incorporation or reduction of molecular oxygen; iron ion binding; steroid hydroxylase activity. NCBI's taxonomy places the organism in Eukaryota, Metazoa, Chordata, Actinopteri, Cyprinodontiformes, Rivulidae.